GACUCACUGCAAUGUUAAAAAUCAGCCAGUGUAGCAAUGACACUCAGGUGGGUUUAAGUACUUGUGACCCAUGUUUACAACAUGAUUUUUCAUCAUUUUAGAAUCAGUGGUAAAAACAUCCAUGACAGCUUCAGUCCUUUAAACAGAUUCUCCAAAAAUCAGUCAACUGAUGUAACUUAGAGUGACGACAGACGGACCAAUCACAGGGCCUCUAACAUGUGAUGUGCAGUCACUGUUCUGUCUGAAGCAGCUGAAAACAAAAUAUCUGCAAUGACAAAUUAAAGGCUGGCACCCAGCGUCAUCCUAGGAGAGGUUAUAAUGUGGGCGUGGCCUGGGAGCACUUCACCACCACUCAGAACUGGAAGGUGUUGCUGAGGAGAAGUGUCUGAAAUACCUGCUCAGCUUGCUGCUCUGCACAGAAUAGGUGGUUGGAUGAAUGACAAGUUAAGAAAAAACAAUCCAGUUUUAUUUUGACCCCGGUAAACGGCUGGAGGUCUCUUCCUGUUUAAAUGGAGUUCUUCCUUUCCACCGUUGCCAAGCGCUUCCUUUUAUAUAAGAAUUAAUUUCUGUUUAUUGCGAACAUUCUUGUACAAUGCGUGUUUUGCUCCCAGAGGAUCAUCUGAAUGUUGUGGCCCGGACAGCCAAUAGCUGAUCACAGACCGGCCUCCCAGGGACCAAUCAGCGCAGCUGCUGCUCCUACCUCUGUCGGAUGACGGUGAGCUGGACGCAUUUCAGCACCUGGGAGCUGUCCGCCGUGCACGAGCCUGCCGACAACUGACGGUGAGGAUGGCGAAGGUGAAGCAGGUGGGCCUGUUGGCAGCAGGCUGUCAGCCGUGGAACAAAGACGUGUGUGCGGCCAGCGGAGACCGCUUCGCCUACUGUGCUACGCUAGCUAUAUACAUCUACCAGUUGGAUCAGCAGUACAAUGAGUUUAAAUUGAGGUCCAUCAUGUCAGAGCACAAGAAGACCAUAACAGCGAUCAGCUGGUGCCCCGACAACCCCGACCUGUUUGCUUCGGCCUCAGCUGAUAACCUCCUCAUCGUGUGGAACGUAGCAGAGAAAAAGGCGGUGGCGCGACUCGACAACACUAAAGGCGUCCCCGUGUCAGUCAGUUGGUGCUGGAACUCGGCCGACGGAGUGGCGUUCGUCUCCCAGCGCGGUCCGCUGUACAUCUGGGUCUACCGAGGUCCCGAUCCUGGGGUCACGGUGCAUAAAGAAGCCCACUCCUUCCUGUCUGACAUCUGUCUCUUCAGAUGGCACCCCACCAAGAAGGGGAAACUGGUGUUUGGACACACAGACGGGAGCCUGUCGGUGUUUCAGCCAGGGAGUAAAAGCCAAAAGCACGUGCUGCGUCCGGAGUCUUUAGAGGGGACAGAUGAGGAGGACCCUGUCAGUGCCUUGGAGUGGGACCCUUUGUCAACCGACUAUUUACUAGUGUCUAACCUUCAUAACGGCAUUCGGCUGGUGGACAGCGAGGCCUUGGCCUGCAUCACGUCGUUCUGCUUCCCCUCAGCUGCCGCGUCCGUGCAGUGUUUGGCCUGGGUCCCGUCUGCGCCCGGCAUGUUCAUCACCGGAGACUCGCAGGUCGGCGUGCUGAGAGUGUGGAACGUGUCUCGCUCGACUCCGCUGGACAGCUUUAAGCUGAAAAAGACGGGAUUUCACGCUUUGCAUGUCCUCAACUCCCCACUGGCCAAGAAAGCUCAGAGCUCCUGCUCCCCCAGUAAGAGUCAGUACACCAGUUCCACCAGUGAGGCGGUCCCUCCCCCGACCCUGUCGCAGAACCGCUCCUUCUCUCUGCCUCCGGGCCACGCCGUCUGCUGCUUCAUGGACGGAGGCGUGGGGCUCUACGACAUGGGAGCCAAGAAGUGGGACUUCCUGCGAGACUUGGGUCACGUAGAAACCAUCUUCGACUGCAAAUUUAAGCCCGAUGAUCCCAACCUGCUCGCCACGGCCAGUUUCGAUGGAACCAUCAAGAUCUGGGACACAAACACUCUAACAGCUGUUUACACCUCCCCCGGAAACGAAGGAGUGGUCUACUCCCUGUCCUGGGCUCCGGGAGACCUGAACUGCAUCGCGGGGGCGACGUCCCGUAACGGAGCGUUCAUCUGGGAUGUCAGGAAAGGAAAAAUCAUCACUCGCUUCAACGAGCACGGUAAGAACGGCAUUUUCUGUAUUUCCUGGAGCCACAAGGAUUCAAAGCGGAUCGCUACCUGCAGCGGAGACGGAUUCUGCAUCAUCCGGACCAUCGACGGUAAAAUCCUGCACAAGUACAAACACCCCGCUGCUGUGUUUGGCUGCGACUGGAGCCAGAACAACAAGGACAUGAUAGCGACGGGCUGCGAGGACAAGAACGUGCGCGUGUACUACCUGGCCACGAGCUCGGACCAGCCUCUGAAGGUGUUCACGGGACACCUGGCCAAGGUGUUCCACGUUCGCUGGUCCCCCCUGAGAGAGGGCAUCCUGUGCUCUGGAUCGGAUGAUGGGACUGUUCGUAUCUGGGACUACACGCAGGACGCCUGCAUCAAUGUGCUGAGCGGGCACACGGCUCCGGUCAGAGGCCUGAUGUGGAACACAGAGGUGCCUUACCUGCUCAUCUCAGGUUCCUGGGAUUACACCAUCAGAGUGUGGGACACCAGAGACGGCACGUGUUUAGACACGGUCUACGACCACGGAGCCGACGUGUACGGUCUCACGUGCCAUCAGAGCCGUCCCUUCACCAUAGCGAGCUGCAGCAGGGACAGCACGGUGAGGCUGUGGUCCCUCACGCCGCUCAUCUCCCCUCUGCUGCUGAACGUCCUCGCUGACCAGCCCUGGGAGAAGAUCAUCGGAAACACAGCCCCCGUCAGAGUGUCAAAGAGAAGAGUUCAGCUGCCUGCAGAGGAGAAUCCAGCCGAGCCACAAAGGUGCGUUGCUCCUCUGCGGUGCUGACUACGUGACGGGCUCCAACCUGCCGAGUCACUCAGACCUCCAGCUGUCCUGCUUCACCGGGCAGAGAAUACAGGGUCCGGUGUUUUUGCUGGAGGACAAUAAAUCAGCCAUCUCACUCAACGACGCUUUAAUGUGGGCGAAGGUCAACCCCUUCUCCCCGCUGGGGACGGGACUCCGCAUCAACCCCUUUUAACACACACGAAGAAGAGGAAGACGGUCACGGCGGCGAUGAGACAGACACCAGCGGCUGAAGCUCAAACACUUUUUGCCAACUGAAGCUUCAGAGGAGCUCAAAGCUUUUGUAGAUUUUGAUAUUGGUUAGCUGUUACGUGAUGAGAAUGUAGCCAACCAAUCGUGCUUCACGUGUGGAGGAGGACUGGUGUUGAAUGUGUCGUACUGGGUAGGACUCCCGCUUCAUUUCCCACAAUGUGAUCAUGUACAUACAGGGUAUAGAUCUGAGUUCUUCUACUGUACAAAGAAAGCACUGGAAUAAAGACACCACUGAGUAUUUA
Messenger RNA from Haplochromis burtoni (Burton's mouthbrooder), 3440 nucleotides. It is a transcript of the gene wdr17, whose product is annotated as WD repeat domain 17. Gene Ontology annotation, molecular function: protein binding. The record is from RefSeq and is a predicted model, not a curated record. Lineage: Eukaryota; Metazoa; Chordata; Actinopteri; Cichliformes; Cichlidae.